AUGAGGCUGAAGAGGGAAAAUGGUGUAACACUUGUCGUAAAAGAGAUAGUCCGGGAACACAACCACAGGCUACAGCUCUCCCCCCAAAUGCUUGUCUUCUUGCACUCCCACAAAAACUUUGACAAAACAAUCUUGGAGUACGUCAAGUACCUGCAGUUCAAAGGCAUUGAACAGGCACAGAUCAUGAGCAUACUGGGUAGUGAUGACCCCGGUAGCUACUUCCUCGAAAUGAAUGCCAAAGACCUGAUUAACAUCAAAGCAAAGAAUUCAAGGAUGGAUGAUGUGGACGGUGUAGUAAAGAUUGUCAACUUCUUUAGGGAGAUGAAAGAGAUAAACAGGGAGUUCUUCUGCGACAUACAACUUGAUGAGUCCGACAGAGUUAAGAACAUAUUCUGGGCGAAGACUACAUUCUUUGCUUUCGCCCUGAUAAGAGAUGAGGAUGCAGAUUCGUUCAAAUGGCUGUUCAAAACAUUUUUAAGGUGCAUGACAGGGAAGGCUCCUACAUGCAUCCUCACAGACCAGUGCCCGGCAAUGGCUUUGGCGAUCCCAGAUGCUUUCGGGAACACAGUACACAAGCUGUGCCGCUGGCACAUUAUGAAGAAGUACAGCAAUCCUCAACUGGCCCUCAUGCCAACUGAGUUUAAGGAUGCCUGGAAAGUACUCAUGGAUAAGUACAACCUCCACGAUGAUGCCAUGAUGGUGGCAAUUUGCAACGAGCGCAAGAGAUGGAUAAUAGCUUACUUCAAAGAAAUUUUCUGUGCCAAAAUGACGUCCACACAACCGAGUGAGAGCAUGAACUAUGUCCUCAAGAAGAACUUCGUAAGUGAGAGACAAAACCUGCACCGGUUUGUCAGGCAGAAGGAACAAAACACGAUGACCUUCUAUGGGUUUGACACUCAGAUGGCAAAUCUUUACUCACAAGCUGUGUACAGCGAGAUCAGAAAAAGGCUAAAACUGAGUACCCUCUUCACGGUGACAGAGACGAAAGAGCCCACAAAGUACCUCAUGCGCUACAACAAACCACAAGAACUUUUUGCGUGGUGUCAGCACGCGUUCUAG
Molecule: messenger RNA, 1059 nt
Organism: Aegilops tauschii subsp. strangulata
Lineage: Eukaryota; Viridiplantae; Streptophyta; Magnoliopsida; Poales; Poaceae
Product: protein FAR1-RELATED SEQUENCE 5-like
Biological process (GO): regulation of DNA-templated transcription
Source: RefSeq, a predicted model, not a curated record